Molecule: messenger RNA, 1172 nt
Organism: Callithrix jacchus (white-tufted-ear marmoset)
Lineage: Eukaryota; Metazoa; Chordata; Mammalia; Primates; Cebidae
Gene: AGTRAP
Product: angiotensin II receptor associated protein
Biological process (GO): angiotensin-activated signaling pathway; regulation of blood pressure
Cellular component (GO): plasma membrane
Source: RefSeq, a predicted model, not a curated record
GGUCACGUGACCCGCCCGAGCCCGCUUCACGUGGUCGCGAGCUGCGCUGGGGUUGGAGUCUCCGCAAAGGGCGGGGCGGGACCGGUGAAGUUUUUUCCCCUGGGGCCCAGGAGCCCCAGCUGCUGCCGCGCAGGUGCCCUCGGCCUGGGUCCGGAUGGAGCUGCCUGCAGUGAACCUGAAGGUGAUUCUCCUAGGUCACUGGCUGCUGACAAUCUGGGGCUGCAUCGUGUUCUCGGGCUCCUAUGCCUGGGCCAACUUCACCAUCCUGGCCUUGGGCGUGUGGGCUGUGGCUCAGCGGGACUCCAUCGACGCCAUAAGCAUGUUUCUGUGUGGCUUGCUGGCCACCAUCUUCCUGGACAUCGUACACAUCAGCAUCUUCUACCCGCGGGGAAACCUCACGGACACGGGCCGCUUCGGCGCGGGCAUGGCCAUCCUCAGCUUGCUGCUCAAGCCGCUCUCCUGCUGCUUCAUCUACCACAUGUACCGGGAGCGCGGGGGUGAGCUCCUGGUCCACACUGGUUUCCUUGGAUCUUCUCAGGACCGUAGUGCCUACCAGACGAUUGAUUCACCAGAGGCACCCGCAGAUCCCUUUGCAGUCCCAGAGGGCAGGGGUCAAGAUGCCCGAGGGUACUGAAGCCAGCCACGCUGCCUCCAGCCCCACCCCAGGUUCUAGGGAUGCUCCUGACCUCUAUCUCUGGGACCUAAGAUGGAAUGUGUCUCCAGCCCACGGGUUACCUGAACCAAGUGCCUUGAGAGACCAGGAGCCCCCAUGGGCCACCCAGUACACACACUCCUGUCUCAAACUCCCUGAGGCCUCCCUCCCUUCAGGGCACCCGCUGGUUCCCGGGUUGGAAUGAAAAUCUUUCUUCACCUCCUACUCCAUCAAGGCACCACACAGGCCCCCAGCUGAGUCCUGCAUGACUGUGGCAGGCUCAGGCCUUUAAGUCCUGGUGAUGUCUGUUUGUUGGGCUUUGGGGGAAGCCCUAGAGCUUCAGGUCUGCUCAGCCCAGGAGCAGUCUGGCAUGGGAGUGAGGUCCUGUGCUUCUCACUGCCUGGUCAUGUGGUGCCUAGCGAUACAGGGCUGGAGGCCAGAGGCAUCAGCAACACUGACCCACCACAGCCUCCAGCCUCCCUUUUUGGAGCCACAGCAUUAAAGUUUGGGGAGUUCUGUA